This is a messenger RNA of Aspergillus bombycis, 639 nucleotides long. Its product is annotated as peptide-methionine-S-sulfoxide reductase. Gene Ontology annotation, molecular function: peptide-methionine (S)-S-oxide reductase activity. The transcript has 3 exons. The record is from RefSeq and is a predicted model, not a curated record. Lineage: Eukaryota; Fungi; Ascomycota; Eurotiomycetes; Eurotiales; Aspergillaceae. The coding region runs from base 1 to 639 and encodes 212 amino acids.
AUGGCUUUCACCGCACCCGCGAUUGGCUCGACCUUAUUCUCACGAAUUUUCCGUCCGUUCUCCACCAGCGCUCCGUUUCUCUCUUUAACACCUGAAUCUGCAUCGCGCAACAUGUCCAACGACACGCAAGUUGCCACGCUGGCUGCUGGAUGCUUCUGGGGCGUGGAGCACCUGUUCCGCAAGAACUUCGGUAAUGGGAAAGGUCUCCUAGAUGCGAAGGUUGGCUAUUGCGGUGGAUCGACGGCGUCGCCCUCGUAUCGGGCUGUGUGCACCGGAGAUACCGGCCAUGCCGAAGCGGUGCAGGUGACGUUUGAUCCCUCCAUCGUUACCUACCGUUCUCUUCUGGAAUUCUUCUACCGCAUGCACGACCCCACCACUCUGAACCGCCAGGGACCCGAUAUCGGCACUCAGUACCGUAGCGUCGUCUUCACCCACGGAGACGAGCAAGAGCAGAUCGCCAAGGAUGUAUCAGAGAAGGUGAGCCAGGAGUGGUACAAACAGCCUCUCUCCACUGUCAUUGUGCCUGCCGGCCAAUGGUGGGAUGCGGAGGAGUACCACCAGCUCUAUCUGAACAAGAACCCAACGGGCUAUGAAUGCCCUGCUCACUUUGUGAGAAACUUCCCGCCUCUUUCUGCCUGA